This is a messenger RNA of Acinonyx jubatus (cheetah), 2162 nucleotides long. RefSeq names its product 6-phosphofructo-2-kinase/fructose-2,6-biphosphatase 3 (gene PFKFB3). Lineage: Eukaryota; Metazoa; Chordata; Mammalia; Carnivora; Felidae. Gene Ontology annotation, biological process: fructose metabolic process; fructose 2,6-bisphosphate metabolic process. Gene Ontology annotation, molecular function: 6-phosphofructo-2-kinase activity; fructose-2,6-bisphosphate 2-phosphatase activity; ATP binding. Gene Ontology annotation, cellular component: cytosol. The record is from RefSeq and is a predicted model, not a curated record. The transcript is spliced from 16 exons. Bases 403 to 1947 code for a protein of 514 amino acids.
CCGGCGCUGCGCGAGGCAUCCUAGCAGAGCUGGAGACGAGGCGAGCGGGUGGGGAGGGCGUCCGACUCGAGCUGGCGCAGGGGGACCGCGGCUGUCACUGCGCUCCGAGCAUCCCGAGGGCUUCCCGAGUAGACAAACCCGGCCCUGCGGCGGCUGCGGGUGCAGCCCUAGCCGCCUGCCUCCCUCGCCGCGCUCGUGGAGCCUCACGCCCCGAGCGAUCGUUCGUGACUUAGCACAAAGCACGUUUCCAAAAAGCAGCGCACGGGAGAGCUCCCGCGCCGCGCUCCCGCGCACGCACCCCCUCUUCCCCUUUGUUUCGGGGUCGACCGGCUGCUCUCCUCCCCAAGUCUGAAUUCUUCGCGGGGGUGGGGGGCGGACGGCCGCCGAGUCUAGGCUGUGAAGAUGCCCUUGGAGCUGACUCAGAGCCGAGUGCAGAAGAUCUGGAUCCCCGUCGACCACCGCCCCUCGCUGCCCAGAUCCUGUGGGCCGAAGCUGACCAACUCCCCCACCGUGAUCGUCAUGGUGGGGCUCCCAGCCCGGGGUAAGACGUACAUCUCAAAGAAGCUGACUCGAUACCUCAACUGGAUCGGCGUCCCCACGAAAGUGUUCAACGUCGGGGAGUACCGCCGGGAGGCCGUCAAACAGUACAGCUCCUACAGCUUCUUUCGCCCCGACAACGAGGAGGCCAUGAAAGUCCGCAAGCAGUGCGCUCUGGCUGCCCUGAGAGACGUCAAAAGUUACCUGACGAAGGAAGGGGGCCAAAUUGCAGUGUUCGAUGCCACCAAUACCACCAGAGAGAGGAGACACAUGAUCCUUCAUUUUGCCAAAGAAAAUGAUUUCAAGGUGUUUUUUAUUGAGUCUGUGUGCGAUGACCCUAUGGUUGUGGCCUCCAACAUCAUGGAAGUUAAAAUCUCUAGCCCGGAUUACAAAGAUUGCAACUCAGCAGAAGCUAUGGACGACUUCAUGAAGAGAAUUAGUUGCUACGAAGCCAGCUAUCAGCCCCUCGACCCUGAUAAGUGUGACAGGGACCUGUCCUUGAUCAAGGUGAUCGACGUGGGCCGGAGGUUCUUGGUGAACAGAGUUCAGGACCACAUUCAGAGCCGCAUCGUGUACUACCUGAUGAACAUCCACGUGCAGCCCCGCACCAUCUACCUGUGUCGGCACGGCGAGAGCGAGCACAACCUCCAGGGCAAGAUCGGAGGGGACUCGGGUCUGUCCAGCCGGGGCAGGAAGUUUGCCAAUGCCCUGAGCAAGUUUGUGGAGGAGCAGAACCUGAAGGACCUCAAGGUGUGGACCAGCCAGCUGAAAAGCACCAUCCAGACGGCGGAAGCCCUGCGUCUCCCCUACGAACAGUGGAAGGCGCUCAACGAGAUCGACGCCGGUGUCUGUGAGGAGAUGACCUACGAGGAGAUCAGGGACACCUACCCUGAGGAGUACACUCUGCGGGAGCAGGACAAGUACUACUACCGCUACCCCACCGGGGAGUCGUACCAGGACCUGGUGCAGCGCCUGGAGCCGGUGAUCAUGGAGCUGGAGCGGCAGGAGAACGUGCUGGUCAUCUGCCAUCAGGCCGUCCUGCGUUGCCUCCUCGCCUACUUCCUGGAUAAGAGCGCAGAGGAGAUGCCUUACCUGAAAUGCCCCCUUCACACCGUCCUGAAACUGACACCUGUUGCUUACGGUUGCCGCGUAGAGUCCAUCUACCUGAACGUGGAGUCUGUGAGCACACACCGGGAGAGGUCAGAGGAUGCAAAGAAGGGACCUAACCCGCUCAUGAGACGCAAUAGUGUCACCCCACUAGCCAGCCCCGAGCCCACCAAAAAGCCUCGCAUCAACAGCUUUGAGGAGCAUGUGGCUUCUCCCUCCGCUGCCCUGCCCAACUGCCUGCCCCCGGAGGUGCCCACGCAGCUGCCUGGACAACCUUUGCUAGGGAAAGCCUGUUUAACAUGAAGAGCACCCAGAGUGGCAUCGACACCAGGAUGCACUGAGGCAGGCCCGUCGGCUCCGUGCCAGUUCUGUUCCUGCAGCUUCUCCUUAGUGCUUUUCCACCCGCCCGAGGCCAGCCAUCCCCAGGACGUCUUCCGAACAGGGUGGGUGGUGUAGAAGAGGGGCCCGCCACUCAGACAGAACCGUGCCCCCGACGGCGGCUGAGACCCCAGGAGGCC